AUGGCAGGAAUCAUAAACAAGAUUGGUGAUGCUCUUCAUAUAGGAGGAGACAAGAAAGAAGGAGAACACCACAAAGGAGAGGGUCAUCAUGUGGAACAACACAAAGGAGAACAUGGACAUGGUGCUGAGUACAAAGGAGAACAACAUGCUUUUGGUCAUGGAGAGCACAAACCAGAUCAAUACCAAGGGGGAGAGCACAAGGAAGGAAUUGUUGACAAGAUCAAGGAUAAGCUCCACCAUGGUGAGGGUGGAGCAGGUGAAAAGAAAAAGAAGGAGAGAAAGAAACGUGAAGAUGGUCAUGAACAUGGCCAUGAUAGCAGCAGCAGUGAUAGUGAUUAG
This is a messenger RNA of Vicia faba (fava bean), 339 nucleotides long. The record is from the annotation of a GenBank genome assembly. Lineage: Eukaryota; Viridiplantae; Streptophyta; Magnoliopsida; Fabales; Fabaceae.